UCCGGGUGUCAAUAUGCGUCUCGGUACUGCAGCGAUAAGCAUCGGGAAGAUGUGACCGGGAAGAAAAGAUAAAACAAUCUGCCUCCGAAACGAACCCACGGGCCGCCGACAGCAUCGACGACACUGCUAUCCUUUGUCUCCCGUCGUCCGCUUGUGACUAGCAGCGGAUUCGCCGCCGACUGUCAGCCGUAUCUGCGCGAAUGGCCGCGGAGGUUCGGAGGGCCCUCGGCCGGGGCUGGUGUCUGACGCUUGGCCUGACUCGCAUAGGCCUUCUCGGCACUGUACUGCGAUCUCUUCUCUUCAUCACAGCCCUCAGCGGACUGCUCCGUCUACCCGCGGCCACGGAGGCGAAGGAGUGCGAUAAACCAUGCUUGAACGGCCAGUGUAACACCGCCAGCGGCGUGUGUGUAUGCGAGCCGGGAUGGAUCGGGGAGCAGUGCCAACACUGCGGCGGCCGCUUCAGGCUAACGGGACCCUCAGGUUAUCUCUCUGACGGACCAGGAAACUACAAAUACAAGACCAAGUGCACGUGGCUUAUUGAGGGACAGCCAAACUCAAUCCUGAGGCUUCGCUUUGAGCAUUUUGCCACUGAGUGCAGCUGGGAUCAUCUGUAUGUGUAUGAUGGAGACUCCGUCUACUCUCCUAUACUUGCUGCCUUCAGUGGUUUGAUUGUUCCUGAGAGCUACAGCAAUGAGACCGUCCCAGAGGUGGUGGCACAGUCUGGCUUCGCCCUGCUGCACUUCUUCAGUGACGCGGCAUAUAAUCUCACUGGCUUCAACGUCUCCUACAGGUUGAAUAUGUGCCCAAAUAACUGCUCUGAUCGUGGGGAGUGUCGUGUGGGGAAUUCCAGUGACUCUGUGCAGUGUGAAUGUGAGGUCGGCUGGAAAGGAGAGGCCUGUGAUGUGCCCUACUGCUCCUCUGACUGCGGCUCCCCUCUGCGGGGACGGUGUGACCGCGCCGCCAAACGCUGCCAGUGCAAACCAGGAUGGCAAGGCCUGGACUGCUCAAUAACUGUACCAGCAAAUGUUUCCUUCUGGACACGUGAGGAAUACAGCGGGCAUGGCUUGGUGCGGGCGUCCCAUAAGGCUGUGGUUCAUGAAGACGUGAUGUGGGUGAUAGGUGGACAUAUGUUUAACUACACACACUACCAGAUGGUGACUGCGUUCAACAUCUCCUCUCAAAGCUGGAUGUCGUUAAACCGGUCCGUCAACUCUGUAACUGGACGCUACGGUCAUUCUCUCUCCCUGCAUGAGGAUAAAAUCUAUAUGUACGGUGGGAAGAUUGACUCCACAGGAAACGUGACAUCAGAACUCUGGGUGUUCCACACAUGGAACCAGUCUUGGGUUCUGCUGAAUCCGCGUGCUAAAGAACAGUAUGCCGUCGUGGGCCAUUCUGCACACACUGUCCAGCUCCAUCCCGACGGAUCAGAGCCCGUCAUACUGGUCGUCUUCGGACACUGCCCUCUUUACGGAUACAUCAGCCAAGUGCAGCAGUACGACAUUGUAAAGAACACAUGGAGUGUUUUAGAGACUCGUGGGGCGCUGGUUCAGGGUGGCUAUGGGCACAGCAGUGUGUAUGAUCCUCAAACCCGCUCCAUCUACAUCCAUGGAGGCUAUAAAGCUUUCAGUGCCAAUAAAUACGGCCUGGCCGGGGACUUGUACCGCUAUGAUGUGGACAAGAGAAUGUGGUUGAUUCUGAGGGACAGUGGUUUUUUCCGUUACCUCCACACGGCGGUGAUUGUUGGCGGGAACAUGUUGGUGUUUGGAGGGAACACGCACAACGACACCUCAAUGAGCCAUGGGGCGAAAUGCUUCUCCUCAGACUUCAUAACAUACAGCAUAGCUUGUGAUGAGUGGAUUGUACUGCCCCAUCCAGAUCUUCACCAUGACGUCAACCGUUUUGGCCACUCAGCUGUGUAUCACAAUGGGGUGAUGUACGUGUAUGGAGGCUUUAACAGCCUGAUGCUCAGCGAUGUGCUGAGUUUCACCCCUGCGAGCUGCGCUGCUUUCUCGGGGCAGCUGGAGUGUGUGACGGCUGUGCCCGGCGUGAAGUGCGUGUGGAACUCCACUACCUCCACCUGUAUGUCCUGGGACGCAGCGGCACCCCAUGACACAGAGAGCUUGAGAAACACCUGCAGUCCCAGAGGGGAUGCAGAUGGUGAAAAGUGUGACCAAUAUUCAGACUGCUACAGCUGCACAGCGAACACUAACAGCUGCCAGUGGUGCGCUGCCAUCUGUGUGUCUGGUCAUAGUAACUGCACCAGUUCCCCGGGUGGGAUAAUGGAGUAUGAGGUGUGUCCAAAGGAUAACCCAUCCUUUGUGUGCAGCAAGAAGACCAACUGUAAAAGUUGUGCCACAGAUCAGAACUGCCAAUGGGAGACGAGAAAUCAAGAGUGCACUACCCUCCCUGGGAAUAUCUGUGGGGAGAGUUGGCACCUGGUGGGGAACUCGUGUCUAAAGCUGAUCACAGCCAAGGACUCGUAUGACAACGCUAAACUGGCAUGUCGCAGUCACCAGGCGGUGCUGGCAUCCCUCACCACGCAGAAGAAAGUCCAGUUCGUCCUCAAAGAGAUGCAUAACAGAUCAUUGCAAUCAAAAGCAGUGAUCACUCCGUGGGUGGGUCUGAGGAAGAUCAAUGUCUCCUACUGGUGCUGGGAGGACAUGUCCCCCUUCACCAACUCCACGCUGCAGUGGCUGCCGGGCGAGCCCAGCGACGCUGGUUUUUGUGGGUACCUGGCUGAGCCCACUUUUAACGGACUAAAGGCGGCGACCUGCGUCAACUCUGUGAAUGGGAGUCUGUGUGAACGACCAACGAACCACAGUGUGAAGCAGUGUCGGACGCCCUGUGCCCUACGCUCUUCCUGUAGUGAGUGCACCAGUGGGAGCUCAGAGUGCAUGUGGUGCAGUAACACGAGGCAGUGCGUGGACUCUAAUGCUUAUGUGGCAUCCUUCCCCUACGGCCAGUGCAUGGAGUGGUACACCAUGAACAGCUGCCCACCGGAGAAUUGUUCUGGCUACAAGACCUGUGGUCACUGUUUGGACCAGCCUGGCUGUGGGUGGUGCACUGAUCCCAGCAAUACAGGACGGGGCCAGUGUAUAGAGGGCUCUUACCGAGGCCCAAUUCAAACACUGUUCCACGCCCCUUCUUCUUCAGGCCCCUCCCUCAUUCCCGCCCCUCAGCCAAUGUUAAACGUCAGCUUGUGCCCACUAGAGGGCAGCUACAACUGGUCCUUUAUCCAGUGCCCAGCAUGCCAGUGUAACGGACAUAGCUCUUGUGUCAAUGAGAGUGUGUGUGAGAGAUGCGAGGACCUCACCACAGGCAAACAGUGUGAGAGCUGCAUCUCCGGUUACUAUGGCGAUCCCACAAACGGGGGCAGCUGUCAGUCUUGUAAGUGCAACGGCCAUGCCAGCAUGUGUAACUCUAACAAUGGCAAAUGCUUCUGUACCACCAAAGGCAUCAAAGGAGACCGCUGCCAUUUGUGUGAGGUAGAGAACCGUUACCAGGGCAACCCUCUGAAGGGAACGUGUUAUUACACUCUGCUGAUAGAUUACCAGUUUACCUUCAGUUUGUCUCAGGAGGACGACCGCUACUACACUGCCAUCAACUUUGUUGCAACUCCAGAUGAGCAAAAUCGAGACCUGGACAUGUUUAUUAAUGCCUCAAAAAACUUUAACCUCAACAUCACAUGGGCAACCAGCUUUGCAGCUGGGACUCAAGCUGGUGAGGAAAUCCCUAUAGUCUCCCGCAGCAACAUAAAGGAAUUCAAAGACAGUUUCUCCAACGAGAAGUUCGAUUUCCGUAGCAAUGCCAACAUUACCUUCUACGUGUAUGUCAGCAACUUCACCUGGCCAGUCAAAAUCCAGAUCGCUUUCUCUCAACACAGUAACUUCAUGGAUUUGGUUCAGUUCUUUGUCACGUUCUUCAGCUGUUUCCUGUCCUUGCUUCUGGUGGCAGCAGUCGUAUGGAAGAUAAAACAGAGCUGCUGGGCGUCACGGCGCAGAGAGGUCAGUGCUGUAGCAUUUCCCUUGUUACCUGUGGAAUUUCAUUGACUUUCCCUGCCUCUUGCUGCUCUACACAGCUUUGAACCAUCCCAUUAAUGUCACAUCAGCAUCUCUGAAUGCUGUCAGUCAGGCUGGACGGAUCCAUCCGUUAGGCUGCUUUUGGACAAUUCCACUAUAAGUUGGUCUCUGUCUUUUGUUUUUUAUCAUUGUUUGUUUUUUAACUGCGGUUACUGAUAUCUUGUGAGCAUUUUGUUGGUUUUAUGCAAUUUAGUUACAUUUCAGCUACACAAACUAUUUAAGUGGAUUUAUAAGUUAGUAUUAAGAAAUAUUCUCAUGGUGUGAACCAAUUGGGUUUCUUAAAUGGUUGGAGGGACCUUAGCUUUUGGGUUUUACAGUGUAUACUUAAUCAUGAAAUAACUAUUGUUGAAAUAUGUAUAUGUAUCAAUGUAUAUGUUUGAAAUAAG
Sinocyclocheilus grahami is the source of this 4465-nucleotide messenger RNA. RefSeq names its product attractin-like. Gene Ontology annotation, cellular component: Golgi apparatus. The transcript has 26 exons. The record is from RefSeq and is a predicted model, not a curated record. Lineage: Eukaryota; Metazoa; Chordata; Actinopteri; Cypriniformes; Cyprinidae. Gene Ontology annotation, molecular function: protein binding. The coding region runs from base 201 to 4049 and encodes 1282 amino acids.